AUGGCACUGCUUGGCGGGUCCCUAGGUGCGAAGUCAAGCGUCAGACUGCACGUGAUCAAUUACUGGUCCGCACGCUACUGGCUGAGGCGGAGCUGGGGCCAAAGACACCUCUACCAGAAUCCAGAUCUUCGCCAGGCGAAGCCGACUAUCCCACCAAAGACGUCUAAGACUGUGCCGAGAACCGAUCUACAAGCUGUUGACAAGAUCAUGACGCGCAGUGAAGACCGAGAGCGCCAAUUGGAGUGCAAGCUGGCAGACAUGACAGCGGCGUACAAUCAGGAAAAGGCAAGCCAUGAAGCAGAGAAGAGCAUAGUAUACAAAUCGAGACUGCAACACCGAAAAGCUGAGCGAAGUCUUCAUUUCAUGAUGCUGGCCGCAAAGAUGAAUCACGCCGACGCUGAAGUUGCUGCACUCGAAGAAGGGGACAAAUUCCACACAGAUCACAACAUACUCCGUACUCAACUUCCGAGCGCACCAGUAGAUCCACCGAAGCGUCACAAUGUCUCCUCAGUCCCGACCAGCCGAUCUAACAAGGAGACCAAGGACAACAAGAAGCGUUCUUUGGAUGUCUCAGAUGAACCAGCUGAGCCCUCGGCCAAUGACGUCUUCAGCCGCAUUGUGGUCUGUCUCAAUUGCUACAAACACCGCCUCAUAUGCGACCAUGGAGAGCCUUACCUGAAUUGCAAGGCCGCGGGACUCGCCUGUGCUCGAGCAAAGUGCAAGGACUUCGAACCUGGAGCCUGUCAGCGCCAGGCCUGUCUGAGGGCUCACAGUGAAGACCUCAAAUCGUAUGACAAUAUUGUCAACGCUGGCCAUGUCUCCAAGGUUACUGCGGGAGAGCCACUGAUGAAGAAGUUGAAGAAGAUGCUGAAGAAGGACAACAAGAGGGAUAACGAUGAUAACGGCGACCGUGAUGACAAGAAGGGAUGA
Messenger RNA from Plenodomus lingam JN3, 930 nucleotides. NCBI's taxonomy places the organism in Eukaryota, Fungi, Ascomycota, Dothideomycetes, Pleosporales, Leptosphaeriaceae. The record is from RefSeq and is a predicted model, not a curated record.